AUGAAGACCCACUUGCUUCUCUGGGGAGUCCUGGCCAUUUUUGUUAAGGCUCUCCUUGUAACAGGUGACGACGACGAAGCGACCGUUCUUGCUGACAACAAAUGCAUGUGUACCCGAGUUACCUCUAGGAUCAUCCGUUCAACCGAGGAUCCUAAUGAGGACAUUGUGGAGAGAAAUAUCCGAAUUGUUGUCCCUCUGAACAACAGGGAGAAUAUCUCUGAUCCCAACUCCCCACUGAGAAGGAACUUUGUGUACCAUUUGUCAGACAUCUGUAAGAAAUGUGACCCUGUGGAAGUGGAACUGGAAGAUCAGGUCGUCACUGCCACCCAGAGUAACAUCUGCAAUGAAGACAGUGGUGUUCCUGAGACCUGCUACAUGUAUGACAGAAACAAGUGCUAUACCACUAUGGUCCCACUUAUGUAUCAUGGUGAGACCAAAAUGGUGCAAGCAGCCUUGACCCCUGAUUCUUGUUACCCUGACUAGUUUGAGUCACUCACCAUGCAGCGCGUCGUCCUUUGAGGCUCUCCAUUUGCACCCAGAAGUUAU
Molecule: messenger RNA, 546 nt
Organism: Mus pahari (shrew mouse)
Lineage: Eukaryota; Metazoa; Chordata; Mammalia; Rodentia; Muridae
Gene: Jchain
Product: joining chain of multimeric IgA and IgM
Exons: 4
Coding region: 1-483 (160 amino acids)
Biological process (GO): humoral immune response
Cellular component (GO): pentameric IgM immunoglobulin complex
Molecular function (GO): immunoglobulin receptor binding
Source: RefSeq, a predicted model, not a curated record